Panicum virgatum (switchgrass) is the source of this 609-nucleotide messenger RNA. RefSeq lists its product as uncharacterized. The transcript has 3 exons. The coding region runs from base 22 to 585 and encodes 187 amino acids. The record is from RefSeq and is a predicted model, not a curated record. NCBI's taxonomy places the organism in Eukaryota, Viridiplantae, Streptophyta, Magnoliopsida, Poales, Poaceae.
AUCGAUCGCCCGGUCGGUGCCAUGGCUCUGAGCCAGAGCGCGCAGCUCGGCCUCGCCACCGCGCUGUUCGGCGUGCUCUCCUUCGUCCUCGCCGUCCUCGCCGAGCUCAACAAGCCGCCGUACGGGACGCCGAUCCAGCAGGGCGGGGGCGUGGUGGUCUGCCGGUUCCCGCGCGACCCGACGGUGGCGCUGGGGACGCUGUCCGCGCUCGCCGCGGCGUGCAGCGCGGCGCUGGGCGCGCUCGCCGUCUUCUUCCCCUACGGCGGCAGGCACGUCCCGCGGAAGGUGCUCCUCGCCCACACCCCGCUCUACGUCUUCCUCCACGUCGCCGUAGGCGUCACGGUGGCCGGGGUGGGCACGACGGUGUGGGCGACGGCGGCCGAGGCUGCGCUCCACGCCCGGAACGUGCACCGGGACCCGGCGUACGCCUGCCCGACGGCCGAGACCGGGGUGCUCGGCGGCGCGGCGUUCCUCAACCUGGACGCCAUGCUCUUCUGGAUCGUGUGCCUCAUGCUCGUCGGCAACGUCAGGACGGACUACUUCGAGGACCACGGCGGGGAUGGCGCGGGGGUCGAGGAGAAGUGACUCUCAUCUUAUCAUCCGUGGCUC